ACCGUGUCGAGGUGAUGGUGUGGUCCUCAGUCACCCUCGGACCGACCAGCAGGUAGCAGUGCCUCGACAGCCAGCCGGGGCGGACCGCAACGGCCCCACGCCCAUCGUCACCGAGUCCGUGAUGGCGUCGAGAGCCGCCAUGUGGAGGAGGCCAGUGGUCGCAGAGAGCAGCUGCUCCAGCCCGGGCCCCGUCCCCGCCAGCCCCGCCAGCCCCACCAGCCUCUCCAGCGCGCCUAGCAGGCUCGUGGCAGCCGCCGGAGGGACGCGCUGCGGGACCCGGGAGCUGACGCUGUCCCACGAGCUGACGGUGCGCGGCGCCGCGCUCGCCUCGCCGCCGUACUUGUCGGUGUGGUUCCGGCACCCGCAGGGCGACCCCGAGCGCUGGUGGCGGAUGGCCGUGCGCCCCGAGGACGACGGCGGCGGCUGGACGCUGGCGCUGCAGCUCGCCUCCACGGACGAGCUCGGCUCCCUGUACCGCCGCCGCCCGCGCUGCUUGUCGCCCGGCGAGGCCUUCGGCAUGGAGGCCGCGCAGACCAGCUACAUCCUCAAGACCGUCGACACCAAGCUGGUCUUUAACCGGGGCUACCUCGCCCCCAGCCUCGGACUGGAGCGCUUCCAGACACACCGCCCCACCGCCUUGCUUAACAACAACUUCGCCAUCCUCGGCUACCUGGACACGCUCCAGCCCCUGAGCGUCUGCGACCUCGGCACCGGCCUCCUCAACGAAGUCAGGUCCUCGUCGGCCGAAGACAGGGCCUUGUGCAUCCAGGUGUCCUUCACCGUCGAGUUCCACGAGAGCGACGCGACAAGCUAACAGACAUGUCAAAGUGCACUUUGUUGUGUUAUUUUUACUGCCAUGUGGAUUCUGCACUGCGCAUGCCCUCGUGGCAAAGUGUCCUCAUGCGAAAGACUGUAUGUAAGUGCGUGUGUGAGAGUGCGGCGAGUGUGUGUGUGGCUAGACGAGAUAGACUGGACCAUGGACUGGACAGGUUUUAGUACAAGGCGAUGGUUGUAUCGGUCAAGUUUAAACCGGCCUGACAAUGAGUUGUUCGGACAUUGUUUGUGAGAACUUCAAGAUAAAAAUAAAAACCAAAACGGUUUCCUCAAAUUGGGAGCGCGCCGCUCACUCAGCGGCCCACGGCGAGCGCCAUGCCACUGCCCGACGAGAUGAAAAAUUAAAAUUAAAGUAUUUGUUUGGUUAUUUUGAAA
Frankliniella occidentalis (western flower thrips) is the source of this 1209-nucleotide messenger RNA. RefSeq lists its product as uncharacterized. The coding region runs from base 122 to 814 and encodes 230 amino acids. The transcript is spliced from 2 exons. NCBI's taxonomy places the organism in Eukaryota, Metazoa, Arthropoda, Insecta, Thysanoptera, Thripidae. The record is from RefSeq and is a predicted model, not a curated record.